Molecule: messenger RNA, 1847 nt
Organism: Phalaenopsis equestris
Lineage: Eukaryota; Viridiplantae; Streptophyta; Magnoliopsida; Asparagales; Orchidaceae
Product: rho GTPase-activating protein 3-like
Exons: 5
Coding region: 195-1580 (461 amino acids)
Biological process (GO): signal transduction
Molecular function (GO): GTPase activator activity
Source: RefSeq, a predicted model, not a curated record
UGCUUCUUUAAAGAUCCCCUUCCUUGCCGCUUGCAGCUUUAUCUCAGUUUCCGCUAAGAAUAUUUAUUUGCAAUGGAGCAAGAAUCCUGACGGUGGGUAAUCCGCUUUCUCCUCCGCUAUUCUCCAUUCCCGCCCUAAGCUAUUUCCUUAACCUUCUUCUAGCCAUGUGACACACUAACCUUCUUUCCCCCACCAUGGCUAGAUUCCCGUUCCUUCUUGGUUUCCUCUCCUCAUCAUAUUCGCUCUCCCGCCGCACUCCUGUCGACGAGACAGACGACGAAGUGGUUGAGUGCGGGUGCAGCGAUGAUCUCAUUUCGUCUUCGCUGAUCGCGCCGGCUGUGGAGGAGGGCGGCGGGGACGGAAGGGAGGGUCGGGGUCAGCAGUUCUCCAUAGUGGGGACUGUGGCUGCGGUGCUGCGGAAGUCGUUGGUGAUGUGCAGCGUAGGAGCUGGGGAAGAACGUGCUGGAGCUUCCAUGGACAUCGGCCGGCCGACUGAUGUUCAGCACAUCGCCCAUGUGACGUUCGAUAGGUUUGAUGGGUUUCUCGGUCUGCCGCUGGAGUUCCAGCCCGAUAUCCCCAGCAAAGUUCCUAGUGCCAGUGUCAGCGUAUUUGGAGUUUCUGCUGAAUAUAUGCAAUGUUCCCAUGAUUGUAGAGGAAACAGUGUACCAACUAUUUUGCUCUCCAUGCAAAGACACCUGUAUUCACAAGGUGGCCUUAAGGCAGAAGGGAUCUUCAGGAUUAAUGCAGAGAAUGGACAAGAAACUCUUGUCAGAGAGCAACUAAACAAGGGCGUUGUGCCACAUGGAGUUGAUCUACACUGUCUUGCUGGUCUGAUUAAGGCAUGGUUUAGAGAACUUCCGAAUGGGGUUCUCGACUCGCUUACACCGGAGCAAGUCAUGCACUGUAACACCCAGGAAGAUUGUUAUCAACUUGUACAUGCUCUGCCACGCACCGAAGCAGCUUUGCUUGACUGGGCCAUUAAUUUGAUGGCAGAUGUUGUGGAGCAUGAACAUUACAAUAAGAUGAACGCUCGAAGUAUAGCCAUGGUUUUUGCUCCUAACAUGACUCAGAUGUCGGAUCCUUUGACAGCACUAAUACAUGCGGUUCAAGUAAUGAACUUUCUAAAGGCCCUAGUUGUACAGAAGCUCGGAGAAAGAGAGAAUGAAGCAGCACAUGCGAAGCAAUUCCAUCCCCAUGAUUUCUCAAAUGUUGCAGAGAUUUCUUUCAUGGAUGUGGACCGAGGAACUUCUACGUUAGGUGCCUCAAAAGUCAAACCUUUCAGCAACUUAUGUAACAUAGAAGAUGGUUCAGACAGUGAUGCCAAUGAGAGUUUUCGGAGCUUUGAAAAGAGAAGUGACGUUGACGACGGCGAAUUUAUUUCCGGACAAUGUUCUCCUGCUAUAAGUGAUUUUGAUGCCGCGAAAGAUGGAAUUAAGUGCAGAAAUGGUAAUGGUGAUGCAGAAGGUUUAUUGAAUAGACUGAAUCUUAGGAAGGGAGUGCAGAAGCUUUACAGUCAUCCCGUGUUUCAGUUGAGUAGAUCAAGUAAGAAGGCUGGAGAAAUUGAAGCUGUUUCUGGUUAACAUAACCUUAUAGUGGGAGAACAUUUUCCCUCAAUCGGAGCUGACUUUGUUACAUGAACAAAAGGUAAUAAGACAAUGUUUUUGGAUUUGUAUCAGGAGUGUAUUUAGUGAGAGUGUUUGAGUUUUUUUAGUUAUGGCUACAUAGAAAAGCAAAAGGAAAUUUUUAAUUGUAUAGUGUUCAUUAUUAUUAAACGGUCGCGUGAUGUUCAAACUUGCCGAUGGCAUCUUUUAGGGUUUGUGUGAUAAUGGAAUAAUUUGUUUCAGGUG